AUGGCAUGCCAUCUCUCUGCAGGCAGCUGUGUGGGUCGCUGUGGCGAGAGUUUCUCCAGAGGAAAGCAGUGCACCUGUGACUUCAGCUGCCUGCAACACAACGAGUGCUGCCAAGACUUCCAGGCUGUUUGCACCACUGCUCAGUCCUGUCAGGGUCGCUGCACUGAGACGUUCAGGCGCGGUCGGCUGUGUGAGUGUGAUCCAGAGUGCGUCCACUUCAACACCUGUUGUCAUGACUACCAGCUGCACUGUGAUGCCAGCGUGUCAGUUUCACAGCCCAGGACUUUCCAGCCUCAGAGGGCUGCAGCUUCAGGAAAUCGGAAGUCACAGAAGAGCAGGAAAAGGUCCAACAGUGAGAGCGAGGAAUGGUACACAGGAAGGAGCCCCUGCCCACAGUACCCCGGGGGUCAGUGUCCAGGUGCAUUAGGCCUCCUCAACACGCUGACUGCCUCAUCCUCUGACCCCAACGCUCCAGCUGUACCAAGCAAUCCACUACAGCACGGUGGGAGUAACAUCCCUGUCGGUCUACUGCCAGUGUCCGGCGCUUCCUCUUACGGUGGAGCUCCAGACUCACCAGCACCUGGCUCCUCUCUAUCCAGCUACAGUGCUCCAUCUCGGGGCAGCGGUGCUUCUGGCAGUCCCUCUGGUCCUGGACCAGCCGGUGGAACAAUUAACGUCCACCUGGUGCUGACACCUGGUGGAGUCGCUCCAUCUGGGCCAAAUCAAGGUCUCAGUGGCCCAGCAGGCUCCAGGCCCAGCACCCUGCAGGACAUAGCACAGGGACUGGGUCUCCCUGUGGCGGAGGCAGGUUCUGAGGGACCAGGGGCAGGACUCUUGGGUGAUGUCGACCUAUGCAGUGAGUCUCCCAUCAAUGGACUGACAGCUCUCAGUAAUGGAACCAUACUGAUAUUUAAAGGUGAGCUGUUCUGGUCAGUGGACCCCGUCAGCCGUUCAGUUGGCCAUCCACAGAGCAUCACAGACACUCUGGGUGUCCCCUCUCCCAUCGAUUCGGUCUUCACACGCUGCAACUGCCUUGGAAACACCUACAUCAUCAAGGGAGACCAGUACUGGCGCCUGGAUGGGAACAUGGUGAUGGAGCCGGGCUACCCCAAACCUCUGACCUCUGAGUUCCCAGGUCUGACAGGCAGCAUCAGUGCCGCACUGCCAACACCAGCCAGCAGGAACAGACCAGAGACUGUGUAUUUCUUUAAGAAUGGAGACGUCAUGCAGAGGUUCACCUUCCCAUCAGGCAGCACUCCAUCCUGCAGCAAGAAACCAAGAAGCCCCUCUCAGAGGCGUGGCCCUCAACCUGCUGAAAUUCUUCUGAGUGGAGAGAUCAACCUCAAAGUGUCUCUGAAGGGAUUCCCCACGCCGGUCACCUCUGCUCUGUCCAUGCCCAGCCCUCAGAUGAGUGACCCGUACGAGCACUACGUCUUCUCUGGACCUCUCUUCUUCAGAGUCCAGAUUUCAGGGAACCUGCCAGCGCUGGUCAAACCUGACCCAUCUGCAGCCUUCGCACCCCUACCCAUCCUCAGCCCCGCUGCUGUGGCAACCCAGUCGGCCAACAUGGCAGCCCAGAAUGCCAACCCUCCCCGCCCAGCCCCAGCCAAUUCCAUCACAGUUUGGCUGCGCUGUCCAUAG
Chelmon rostratus (copperband butterflyfish) is the source of this 1641-nucleotide messenger RNA. RefSeq names its product proteoglycan 4a (gene prg4a). Gene Ontology annotation, molecular function: scavenger receptor activity; polysaccharide binding. NCBI's taxonomy places the organism in Eukaryota, Metazoa, Chordata, Actinopteri, Chaetodontiformes, Chaetodontidae. Gene Ontology annotation, biological process: immune response. The record is from RefSeq and is a predicted model, not a curated record. The transcript is spliced from 13 exons. Bases 1 to 1641 code for a protein of 546 amino acids.